Messenger RNA from Symbiodinium natans, 744 nucleotides. Lineage: Eukaryota; Dinophyceae; Suessiales; Symbiodiniaceae. The record is from the annotation of a GenBank genome assembly.
AUGAUGUCGGCCUAUCUCCGGGCGUUGGCUUCCCUGGAGAGCUGGUCGCUGGGAGGAGAUGGUCUGGAGCCCGAGAUCUUGGAAGCCUACCGAGAGGCUGCCAAGUGCCUGGCCAGCAUGCGUGCGAAGAGGAUCAGGGUGCUCGACGUCGGAGCUGGCGGGGGAGGUGACCUCCGUUACAUCCGCCGAAGUCUGGACGAAGCCCAGCUCUCGCUGCGCAGUGUUGAGGUAGUUGCAGUGGAGCCGAAUCGGUGCACGUGGUCCUGCGUGGAGCGGGAGCAGAAGCGCUGGCUGCCCCAAAUUGCUGGUUUCCAGCUGCUUCCCUCCAUGCCGGAGUCCUCGCCAGAGGGCUUCGACAUGGCGGUGCUGCAGCAUGUGCUGUGUUGUGCAGAGCGGCCGGAGAAUCUGCUCUGCGACGUCCAAAAGGCUCUGAGACCAGGCGGACAGCUGGUUUUCGUGGAGCACGUCUUGGCAGACAGCUCUCAGAUGCCAUACCUACGCACAGCCCAAGCGGCACUGCGAUCCGUGCAGAUGGCCGUGUGCAACGGCUGCGAUCCAUGCCGCGACACGGAGAGGCUCUUCGAAGGGCAGCUCUUUGAAGAAGUGAAGCUGAAGCGCUUCAAUUUGCCAGUGCUUGGAGUUCAGAUACCUCACAUCAAGGGGGUCGCAGUGAAGCGCGAGUCCGACCCGCCCGUGGCCCUGCGUGGGCCGUUGACGCCGGCGACAUUGCGAGAGUUUCUGUGA